Molecule: messenger RNA, 1023 nt
Organism: Sugiyamaella lignohabitans
Lineage: Eukaryota; Fungi; Ascomycota; Dipodascomycetes; Dipodascales; Trichomonascaceae
Exons: 1
Coding region: 1-1023 (340 amino acids)
Source: RefSeq, a predicted model, not a curated record
AUGUCCAAUGCCCCGUUUGUAUUGACUGGAAAGUCACCAAAUUCAGAAGAAAUGUCGAGUAUCCUUAUUACUGGAGCCGGUGGAUUUCUUGGAAAUAGAAUUGCUCAAGCAAUUCUUCAGCAAGGCAAUGUGAAGAAGUUAGUAUUGACUGAUGUUGUCACCCCCAAAUUCACGGGCGGAGGUGACAUAGUCCAUUGUGUCCAGGCAGAUUUGGUCAAAGAACCCGAAAAGGUCAUCACUGAGGAUUUGGAUAAGAUAUUCCUACUUCAUGGCAUUAUGUCUGGUGGCGCAGAGGCAGACUUCGAACUAGGCAUGAAGGUCAACCUCGACGCCACCAGAUCUAUUCUUGAAAUUUUGCGAAAGAAUAACCAAAAGAACAAGAAGCAAGUGAGAGUCGUUUUCACUUCAUCUUGUGCUUGCUUUGGUGGUAACUUACCCGAUGUAAUCGACGAGUCUACUGCAUUGAACCCUCAGUCGUCAUAUGGAACUGAAAAAGCUAUCUGCGAGUUGCUUAUCAAUGACUAUUCAAGAAGAGGAUUUCUAGACGGUGUUAUCUUGAGAUAUCCUACUGUCGUUGUAAGACCAGGCCCUCCUUCAUCGGCAACAUCAAGUUUUGCCUCGGGUAUUAUCAGAGAGCCAUUAAAUAACGAAGAGGCUAUUUUGCCAGUUUCUAAGGAUCUAAAAAUCUGGGUUGCAGGUACUAACAACAUUGUCCGCAACUCUGUUCUCGCAUCUACUAUUUCUACUGCCAAUUUCGGCCCUACCAGGGUCGUCAAUCUACCCGGAGUUACAGUAACUGUGCACGACAUUAUCGCUGCCUUAGUUGAGGUAGGGGGUAAGGAUAAGGUCAAGUACAUUGUUGAAAAAGAAGAUCCAGUAUUAGAAAAGAUCGUGACAUCUUGGCCCGAUACCUUUAAUACAAGACGUGCUAUCAAGCUUGGAUUCUUACCCGAUCCAGGCUUCAAGCAAGCUGUCACAGACUUCAUUGAAGAGGAAACAGCCAAGAAAAGAAAUGCUCAAUAA